UGUGUUUCGUUCAGGUGGCAGCAUAGUACAUUUUUGCGCGUUUUUUGCCCUAUGUUUUUAAAUUAUUAUUUUUGAAAGAUAAAUUGAAUCUUAGUACUUAAAUAAAUUAAUUGACCAAGUAAUAUGGAGGAAUUUAAAACUGCUAUAAAUGAGAAAAUUACGUUAAUCGAAAAUUUUAUAGCGCUAAGUUUACGCCGAGAAAAAAUUCAAAAUGUGUCCAACAAAUUGGUGAAGGAAACAAAAGAACUAAAGAAACUAAUGAAGCAAGUUCAAAAUGCGCUUAAAAAAGAUAUUAAUAAAGUGGAUGAAGAACAUGGACGUUUAAUAAUACGAAUGCAAAGACAACAAGGUGCAAUUUUAGAAUAUGUCUUGGCGGAGCGUCGAAGAAAGUUUGAGGAAGCUGAAAAGCGAGAACAUGAAGUGCUUGUCGCUUUCAAAACCUCAAAUGCACCACGAACUGCAGAAAAAAAACCUAUCACAGCAUUGGAGAGGGGUCUCGAUCAUCUAAAUUUGAAUGCUAAUGCCGUAACACCUAAACUUACAUUAAGCAGUUAUAUGGAAUCACCAUUGGUGAAGCAAAGAACACUUAAUCCAAUACCCUUUACAUUUCUCGAUUUCGAAUACCGCAUAACACCGGAACAGUAUGAGUCAAUACCAAAAUAUAUGCGCGGUCGGGAGUCUGUUGACGAUCUUCGUAACUUUUUGGACGCUGUUAUUGUGCCAUGUUUUAAUAAAAAGUAUCAACUAAUACAUCGUCAACGAAGUGCAGUGCGCAAUCGACACGAUUUGGAAUUAUGGAAAGUGUAUAAUCAACAGUCAUCCUAUGUUCCAGGACGCAAUUUCAUUACGGCGGGCGAUAUUUCACAACAUCUUCAUAAGAUGCUGGAUAAAAAACAACAGAAUCGAAUAGUGUUGUUGCGACAUUUGGGUGUGCUGCAGGAACAGCGCGUGGGACAGACUGUAUGUUAUAUAUGGAAUGCUGACACUCAUUGAGUGUGUUUAUAUGCUUAAUUUAUUGUUAUCAUUUGUUUGCAUCGUAUUAAAUUGUGUGUGUUCGCAAUAUGA
Molecule: messenger RNA, 1065 nt
Organism: Zeugodacus cucurbitae (melon fly)
Lineage: Eukaryota; Metazoa; Arthropoda; Insecta; Diptera; Tephritidae
Product: spindle and kinetochore-associated protein 1-like
Exons: 4
Coding region: 124-993 (289 amino acids)
Biological process (GO): regulation of microtubule polymerization or depolymerization; mitotic cell cycle; cell division
Cellular component (GO): outer kinetochore; mitotic spindle; spindle microtubule
Molecular function (GO): microtubule binding
Source: RefSeq, a predicted model, not a curated record